Messenger RNA from Thamnophis sirtalis, 3992 nucleotides. NCBI's taxonomy places the organism in Eukaryota, Metazoa, Chordata, Lepidosauria, Squamata, Natricidae. The record is from RefSeq and is a predicted model, not a curated record.
AGACGUCUGAAGUUUAUAACCUGAUCUUGUGUCAUAUAUUUCAAAGUUGAUGUUUUGUUUGUUUCAAACAACAGGCAAGGCCAAAAAAUUUGAAAAUCUCUCAAAAAUAACAGCAUUUUGGCCCUCUUGGCAAUGGUUGGGAAUUGAUCAGAUAUGAUUGCUUCCCAUUUGACUGACCAUCUAUGACUGUCGCUUGUGGGUGGAUGUAGAAAAUAUUUUCCAUAGCAGCUGAUUUGAACCUGACAACUAAAGAAAAGCAACAUUUGCACAAGAAUUUAACAGUGGCCUUGGACAGAUAACAAUGAACCAUUAUUACAUUGCUUUUAUGUGCACUGUGCUUGGCACUGAAUUACUAAGGAGCUUUGGUACCCCUGUCAAAUCCCCAAGGUUCAGAGGUCGGGUGCAGCAUGAACGAAAAAAUAUUAGGCCAAAUAUUAUACUUGUGCUUACAGAUGACCAGGAUGUGGAGCUUGGGUCCUUGCAAGUGAUGAAUAAAACCAGGAAGAUAAUGGAGAAUGGAGGUGCCAGUUUUGUUAAUGCAUUUGUAACCACUCCGAUGUGCUGUCCAUCUCGGUCCUCGAUGUUGACAGGAAAAUAUGUUCACAAUCACAAUGUUUAUACUAACAAUGAGAAUUGCUCUUCUCCGUCCUGGCAAGCAACACAUGAGCCACGCACCUUUGCUGUGUAUCUCAACAAUACUGGAUAUAGAACUGCUUUUUUUGGAAAAUACCUCAAUGAAUACAAUGGCAGCUAUAUCCCCCCUGGCUGGCGAGAGUGGGUUGGAUUAAUAAAAAAUUCUCGUUUCUAUAAUUACACUGUUUGUCGCAAUGGCCUUAAAGAGAAGCAUGGAUUUGAAUAUGCAAAGGACUAUUUUACAGAUUUAAUCACUAAUGACAGUAUCAGUUAUUUCAAAAUGUCUAAGAGGACAUAUCCCCAUAGACCUAUAAUGAUGGUGAUCAGCCAUGCAGCUCCCCAUGGCCCAGAAGACUCUGCACCACAAUUCUCUGAGCUGUAUGCAAACGCUUCUCAGCACAUAACUCCUAGUUACAACUAUGCACCCAAUAUGGAUAAGCAUUGGAUCAUGCAGUAUACAGGGCCUAUGCUUCCCAUCCAUAUGGAAUUUACAAAUAUCUUGCAACGCAAAAGACUUCAAACUCUGCUGUCGGUUGAUGAUUCCAUGGAAAGGUUAUAUCAUAUGCUAGUGGAAACUGGAGAACUGGAGAAUACUUACAUUAUUUACACUGCUGAUCAUGGUUACCAUAUUGGACAGUUUGGACUGGUCAAGGGAAAGUCAAUGCCAUAUGAUUUUGAUAUUCGGGUUCCUUUCUUUAUCCGUGGUCCAAGUAUAGAGCCGGGAUCAGUAGUAUCUCACAUGGUGCUGAAUAUUGACCUUGCUCCAACAGUUUUGGAUAUUGCAGGACUUGAUACACCUCCAGAUAUGGAUGGCAAAUCUAUUCUUAAACUUCUGGACCUUGAAAAACCAGGGAACAGGUUUCGAACAAACAAGAAAACCAAAGUUUGGCGUGAUACAUUUCUUGUGGAAAGAGGCAAAUUUUUGCGUAAGAAGGAGGAAUUGGGCAAAAAUACUCAACAGUCAAAUCAUUUGCCUAAAUAUGAGAGAGUAAAAGAAUUAUGUCAACAAACGCGAUACCAAACAGCUUGUGAGCAACCUGGUCAGAAAUGGCAGUGUAUUGAAGACACGUCUGGAAAACUACGUAUUCACAAAUGCAAAGGAGCCAGUGACAUUCUUGCUGUGAGAAAAAGAACACGGAGCAUACAUUCCCAGGGAUAUAGCAGCAAAGAAAAUGACUGUGAUUGUGGGGAGGCUGAUUACCAGACCAGUCGGGCCCAAAGGAAAAAUCAAAGAGGCUUCAUCAGGACAUCCAGUGUACAAAAAUACAAACCUCGGUUUGUCCAUACUCGCCAAACUCGGUCCUUAUCUGUGGAAUUUGAAGGGGAAAUAUACAGUAUAAAUCUGGAGGAGGAAGAGGAGAAGGAGGAGGAAGAGGAGGAGGUGGUGCACAUUCUUCCGUCCAAAAGCAUUGUUAAGCGGCAUGGAAGUUACAGUGAAGAGGAAGAAGAUGAAGCAGAGGAAGGUCAUCUAGAAGAUGGUGAUGGAAUAAAAGCAAUGCUUGCUGAUGGGACUAACACAGUUGGCCAGCCAGAUUCUGUCAAAGUUACUCAUAAAUGUUUUAUUCUUUCAAAUGACUCUAUUCAUUGUGAAAGGGAGCUAUAUCAUUCAGCCAGAGCUUGGAAAGAUCACAAAGCCUACAUCGACAAGGAGAUUGAAGCGCUCCAGGAUAAAAUUAAAAAUUUAAGAGAAGUAAGAGGACAUCUUAAAAGACGAAAACCAGAUGAAUGUGACUGUGGCAAAAAAAGCUAUUACCACAAAGAAAAGGGGGCAAAGGUUCAAGAAAAGCUUAAGACAAGUCAUCUACAUCCAUUUAAGGAAGCUGCUCAAGAAGUGGAUGGUAAGCUUCAGCUCUUCAAAGAGAAUCGGAGGAGAAAAAAAGAAAGGAAAGGGAAAAAGCGCCAGAAGAAAGGAGAUGAAUGCAGCCUUCCUGGACUCACUUGCUUUACUCAUGACAACAAUCACUGGCAGACUGCACCAUUCUGGAACUUGGGAUCAUUUUGUGCUUGUACAAGCUCCAACAACAACACUUACUGGUGUUUGCGAACAGUAAAUGAAACACACAACUUCCUCUUCUGUGAAUUUGCUACAGGAUUUUUGGAGUAUUUUGAUAUGAAUUCUGAUCCCUAUCAGCUAACAAAUUCGGUACAUACAGUAGAAAGAGGCAUUUUGAACCAGCUACAUCUUCAGCUAAUGGAGCUACGAAGUUGUCAAGGUUAUAAGCAGUGCAAUCCAAGACCUAAGGGACUUGACACAGAGGACACUUAUGGCAUGGAUGGGAAGGCUAAGCUCCCAAAUUUUACAGAAAGCAUCAGCUGGCAAGGACUGGAAGAUUUGUACAGUGUGAAUGAAAGUUUAUAUGAAGCCAGAAACAACUACAGCAUUCAUUCUGAUGACUGGAGAAAUUACUUGAAGGAUGUAGAUAGAAUUUUUGCACUGCUGAACAGGUACUCUAAACAAAAUCAAAGAGCAGAGACUGCCACUGUUAAUACGAGUGGAGACUUGGAUGAUUCAUCCACAUCAUUCUCCUUGCUGGGAAUGAGCUCUGCUGAAAUGGAGGAAGGUUCGAGUGGGUUGACAACCCUAGAGGCUCAACCUAUCAUCCCAACAUAUUAUGGAGACCUGAACUUGAGCACAGUAGUGUCAAGCAAGGAUAGCAGACUUGAAUUAAGCAAUGAUAUUCCUGCAAAAAGGAGUACAAAUGGUCACCAAGCCAUAACAUGGCUGAAGAUUGAAGAGCCAGUUAAUUCAGAAAUGGAUUUUAGUGGGAACGAUUUGACAGAACUGGAAUCCAGACACAGCUUCAUCUUGCAACCAAUCAACAUUAUUCAGAAAGCCUCUACGGCGGACAAAGAUUUUGCACAGGGUGUUUUUGAAGAGCAAGUCUACCUUCCCAUGAAUUCUCCUGCAAAAAUAAUCAGCUGGGAUUUAAAUACAUUUGUUCUGCAACAUAAAACUAAAAUGUUGAGAAAAAGGGAAGGUUUCCAGAAAUCUAGUGUGUUUCUACAUGAAGAAGGCAGUGCUUCAAAUCCACUCCCCUCAAAUUAGGCUAUCAAAAUUCUAGUAGUGUAUAUUUUACAUACACAUUCUUGUCAAUGUGGCUGCAGCUACUAAAAUCUGAGAAUUAAAAGGCACCAUUGUGACUUUUUUUAAGCAGAGCCCUAUUUUUAAAGUAGUGUAAAUGCACCUUCAAAAGAAAUAAGUUCAUUUUUCUGUUUUCAUAACAAAUAUUCUUAACCCAUUAUUGAGUAUUUUUUAUUAAUUUGAACCAUUGAAAUUUCAUAUUGUUAAAGUAGCAAUAGCAGUUAGACUUAUAUACUGCUUCAUAGGGCUUUCAGCCCUCACUAAGCGGUUUACAGAG